Messenger RNA from Debaryomyces hansenii CBS767, 189 nucleotides. RefSeq names its product DEHA2D00638p. The record is from RefSeq and is a predicted model, not a curated record. Lineage: Eukaryota; Fungi; Ascomycota; Pichiomycetes; Serinales; Debaryomycetaceae. The coding region runs from base 1 to 189 and encodes 62 amino acids. The transcript has a single exon.
AUGGAGACGCAUGAUUUACGCAUAGUUCAGGUGGAAGGCAUACCUUUAGUGAUUCACGAUAAGAAGAUUGUCAACUCAUUAUCGGAAAGGUUCAGAAAAUAUGUGCAUUGGAUAGCAGGAAGUAGUUCCGACGAUAUAUUGGAUCAUAUCAGCAGCCACUUUCAGAACCAAGAUAGAAAACAUGCUUAA